Molecule: messenger RNA, 1695 nt
Organism: Chaetomium globosum CBS 148.51
Lineage: Eukaryota; Fungi; Ascomycota; Sordariomycetes; Sordariales; Chaetomiaceae
Exons: 3
Coding region: 1-1695 (564 amino acids)
Molecular function (GO): oxidoreductase activity, acting on CH-OH group of donors; flavin adenine dinucleotide binding
Source: RefSeq, a predicted model, not a curated record
AUGGCCUCUCAAUAUGACUUUGUGAUUGUUGGGAGCGGACCCGCGGGCUGUGCGCUUGCACACGGUUUAGCCCAAUCUCCCAAGAAACCCACCGUUCUCCUGCUGGAAGCCGGCGGCAAAAAUGCAGACCCAAACCUUCGAGUCGACGGGCAGCGUUGGCUGACUUUCACGAACAAGGAUAUGAACUGGGGCUACAAGACCACACCCCAAGAAAACUGCGGCAAUCGCCAGCUGGACUAUUCCAGAGGAUUUGGUCUUGGUGGAUCCAGCGCUAUCAACUUCGGUGUCUUCACCAUCGGUGCACGCGACGACUAUGAAGAAUGGGCACGCCUCGUGGAGGACGAUGCGUUUCGGUGGGAGCCCGUCCAGGCACGCCUCAAACGCCUCGAAAACUUUCACAACACCCUCCCCGAGGGCAUCAGCAGCAAGUACGCGGCGGCAAAGCCAUCGGAUCAUGGCUCGUCCGGCCUGCUUCACGUUGGAUUCCCGACCGAGUGUGAGACCGAUGUCGCGCACAUACUUGAGGCGUUCGGCCAGGCAGGCUACCCGUUGAAUCCCGACCACAACUCGGGCAACCCGAUCGGCAUGUCGUUGCUGAUUAGCUCGGCACAUAAAGGGCGACGAUCCACUGCACAAGACCUGCUGGUGCCGUGCCCGGAGAACCUCACCGUCGUGACAGACUCUCCGGUGCAGCGUGUCUUGCUGGAAGGGAAAAAGGCGGUUGGUGUCGAGUCGAACGGGAAGCGGUUUCUGGCUUCCAAGGAAGUCAUUUUGUCGGCAGGCUCACUCGACACUCCACGGAUUCUGAUGCACUCUGGGAUUGGACCAAAGGAGCAACUUGAAGAAUACAACAUCCCUGUCGUCCACCCUUGCUCACCUAUCGGCGAGGGCCUCCGCGACCACGGGUUCUGCCCGCUCGUCUAUACCCGCACACCGGAGAGCACGGCUCGCGCCGGCUUCUACGGCGACCAGGCGGUGAUGGAUGCCGCGCUGGAAGAGUGGAAGAAGAACGGCACUGGACCGUGGACCAAGUUCGCCACCGAGAUGGGCAUCGGCUUCUUUAAGUCCGACGAGCUCGUUUCUUCACCCGAGUUCAAGUCGCUCCCCGCCGAGGAACAAAGAUACCUGAACUCGGAAACGGUGCCACACUUCGAAGUCUUCACGCAUUUCCCCAUCCACUGGUUCCUGCCCAACUUCCGCAGCGAAGACCUCGGCUACUCGUGCCUCCUCGUCUUCCCCUACAACGCCCAGGGCCGCGGAACGGCCACGCUCCAAUCAUCAGACCCCAACGUCCCGCUACUCUUCGACCCCAAGUUCUUCGACCACCCCUUCGACCGCCGCGCCGCCAUCGCGGCGCUUCGAGAGGUCUUGCGCUUCACCAAGACCGAGGCGUACGCAAAAGACACCGUGUCCACCCUCGUGGCGCCCAAGUCGGAGUCGGACGAAGACUUGCUCGCACACUGGCAGCAGACCUUUGGGUCCAGUUGGCAUAUGACGGGUACGGUCAAGAUGGGGAAGCCGGAUGAUGCCGGCGCCGCGGUGGACAAGGAGUUCCGUUUGAUGGGCAUCGAAGGUCUUCGCGUGGCGGAUAUGAGCGUCGUGCCGGUGUUGGCGAGCUGCCAUGUGCAAGCCGUUGCUUAUAUCACCGGCGCAACGUGUGCUGAGAAGCUGAUCAAGGAGUAUGGUCUUGAAUAG